Molecule: messenger RNA, 679 nt
Organism: Paraglomus brasilianum
Lineage: Eukaryota; Fungi; Glomeromycota; Glomeromycetes; Paraglomerales; Paraglomeraceae
Source: the annotation of a GenBank genome assembly
AUGGUCAUCUUCGGCGGCGUAACUUCUUCAUCCAUUGACAUCUUUACUAAUCCCGCUGCAAGUAACGACGUCGUAGUUUGGAAUCUAGCUGACGGACAAUGGUACAGGCCUAGCAUAACUGCCGUUGCCGGAAGCACAAUACCUGUUCCACAAAAGUUCGUGCCCUGCGUCGGAUUCUCAACUGGACAAAUGUUCGUCCUAAUGGCUAAUACGACGGAUCAGACAAAUGUUGCAGAGAAUAUCGCAGUUCUGGAUGUAACGCGGUGGAAUUGGCGAGAGACUACUACUUUAUCUCCACCAUCAGACUUUCGCAUAGGUGUAACGCUCACGGCAGUAAAUGGAGAACUAUAUCGAUUUGCUGGACGAGCCAUUGAUUCAAAAGGAAAUCAAGCACAGGCCAUUGAUAACUUGUUGUAUUCUUUGAACUCAAAAACUCUCUUUUGGACAUCUCAUGCUAAUGGCCCAUCAUUAGCAUACCAUACAGCUUGCUAUCUGUCAAAGUUCGACACAAUUGCCGUCUUCGGUGGCCAAACUACCGAUUUCCAACCACAAGAUGUAUUCAUUACUUAUUCUGUCUCACAAGGUGUGUGGAAUCAACUUGAUCAGUCUGUGUCAAGUAAACCAAGUGCUCGAUUAGGACAUACAGCAGUGUGCAAAGCAGAUCGAAUGAUUGUAUUCG